Messenger RNA from Chenopodium quinoa (quinoa), 381 nucleotides. RefSeq lists its product as uncharacterized. The transcript has a single exon. The record is from RefSeq and is a predicted model, not a curated record. The coding region runs from base 1 to 381 and encodes 126 amino acids. Lineage: Eukaryota; Viridiplantae; Streptophyta; Magnoliopsida; Caryophyllales; Amaranthaceae. Gene Ontology annotation, molecular function: zinc ion binding.
AUGGGUUCCAGGUUUGACAAAGCAAUUGACAUGGACCCUAAUGAGCUGACAGAACAUGCUAAAGAGGUUUUGGAGACAAGAAGUGAAGAGUCAAGGUUGUGCCAUGUAACAGCAGCUGGUGGGAGAGAGUUUGAAGUCAGGGAUGGCCAUGUCAAGUUCCCUGUCACACUCCAGACUAUGACAUGUGGGUGUGGGAAAUGGCAGGGAUUAGGGAUACCAUGCAGGUAUGGUCUUAGGGUCAUCUACAGCCAGAGACUACAGCCAACAGAUUUUGUGUCACCAUACUACAAGGGGGCUGCAUAUAAGAUGACUUAUGGAGACCAUAUCCACCCUAUGGCUGAUUCUACUCAUUGGCCUGCAUUUGAUGUACCUGAAAUUUGA